Molecule: messenger RNA, 1587 nt
Organism: Alternaria alternata
Lineage: Eukaryota; Fungi; Ascomycota; Dothideomycetes; Pleosporales; Pleosporaceae
Product: heme peroxidase
Exons: 2
Coding region: 257-1381 (374 amino acids)
Biological process (GO): hydrogen peroxide catabolic process; response to reactive oxygen species; cellular response to oxidative stress
Molecular function (GO): heme binding; peroxidase activity
Source: RefSeq, a predicted model, not a curated record
ACGGUUAUGCCCCGUAAUGCAUCUGAUUGGUGCAGAGGCUAUCAGAGUGGGUCUUUGCCGUUGUUUCCAGAAAGAAAGAUUGUCGCCAUCGGGUGUCCGAGGCAUUGAGAACAUUAUCUUUAAAAGCUUUCCCGCGCCUACGACCUGGUUGCUUCUUCGUUGUUACUCCCUUCGAUCUUACUGCCUUUGUGCAAACGCCAAUUGACCUCAGAGGCAAAUUGAGCUUAUCAACACACACCUCUCGACUUGUAGCACAAUGGCAUCUGCCUCACGAAGCUUCUCCCGCGCCCUGCGCACCGCCGCUCCCUCGUUCCGUACCACCUCAACCCGCUCCUCUGCCCGCUUCGUCGCACCCACACAGAACGCCUUCCGCAGCCAGCAACGCGGAUACGCUUCUCAGCAGGAAGGACCAGACAAGCACGAAGGCAACCCAACUGGCCUAGCCUGGGGUGCUGGUGCCCUCCUCGUUGGUGCUGGUGUAUACAGCCUGUACACAUACAAACCCGAAUUGUUUGGUCAGACCAGCAGCAGGAAGAUCUUCACACCUAGGUUCGAGGACUACCAGAAGGUCUACGAUCAUAUCGCAAAGAGGCUCGAGGAGCACGACGACUACGACGAUGGCAGCUACGGACCUGUACUGCUGCGUCUGGCAUGGCACGCUUCGGGAACCUUCGACAAGUUGACCGGAACUGGUGGCUCCAACGGUGCUACUAUGCGCUUCGCUCCCGAAGGCGACCACGGCGCCAAUGCUGGUCUCAAGGCUGCCCGCGACUUCCUUGAGCCCGUCAAGGAGGCUUUCCCGUGGAUCACAUACUCCGACCUGUGGAUUCUUGCUGGUGUCUGCGCCAUCCAGGAGAUGCAGGGUCCCAAGAUUCCAUACCGAGCUGGACGCUCCGACCGCGACGUCUCCUACUGCACGCCCGACGGUCGUCUGCCCGACGCAAGCAAGGACGCUAGCCACAUUCGCGCCAUCUUCGGCCGCAUGGGCUUCGAUGACCGCGCCAUGGUCGCCCUCUCUGGUGCACACGCCCUAGGCCGUUGCCACACCGACCGCUCUGGCUUUGACGGCCCCUGGACCUUCUCCCCUACUACCCUGACCAACGACUACUACAAGCUCCUGGUUGAGGAGAAGUGGUCAUGGAAGAAGUGGAACGGUCCCAAGCAGUUUGAAGACGUCAAGACUAAGAGCUUGAUGAUGUUGCCGACUGACAUGGAGCUUGUCAAGGACAAAAGCUUCAGGAAGUACACUGAUUUGUACGCAAAGGACAACGACGCUUUCUUCAAGGACUUCUCUGAAAGCGUAAUGACGCUGUUCGAGCUUGGUGUACCAUUCCAACAACCUGAGGAUCAGCGAUACGUCUUCAAGAGCUCUUUCGACUAAGUUUGUACAAGAGAGUGCGAGGGAAGAUUGGGGUUUAACUUUGAGCCAGAGAUAUCCAUCUAGAUUAUUAGACCGUUGCUUUUCUUAGGCAGCAUGUGCUAGAUCACUUUCGGAGAUUACUUGUUUAAUAGUCCGCAUUGUAGACUUUUGAGCAUACAGCACAAGAACAAGAUUUUUGAAACGUUAUACACAUGUACUGAGUUCUC